CGGCCGCGCCGUCGGGGAGGAGGCGUUCUGGAGUGAGCUCCUCCCUGGCGGCUACGUGGCCGUCUUCUACAGCGAUGACAAUGUGUGGCACGAGAGACUGCUGCUAGGCCAAGUGGAUGCGCAGCACUGGGUGAUCGAGACUCCCGACCACGACAUGUACGUCGAGAACAUUCUCUGCUCCAGCCCUGAGGACGGCCCGUGCCGCGCCGUGGUGCUGGAGGACAGUGGCGCGCUGCCCGUCUUUUUGCGGGGCCGCACCUACCGCUUCAAGGAGUACCUUGGGGAGGAGGACCUGUUGGCUCGUCUGCGUGAGGCUGGGCAGCUGGCAGUCGAGAUGGGUUACGGCAGGCCCGCGCACUCGCUGUACCUGGACUCCCUGGGUGAGCGUAAGCCGAUGCCCGUGGCUGAGGCUGCUGCGCGUCGCCGCCGCAAGGGCCCGCCGGCGCCGCCACCUUCGGAGCCGCCCCCGGCCAUCGGGGACAGUGCUGCAGGGUGGCCGCCUGAAGAUCGGCCCGCAGCUGACCACCUCGACGGGGGAGCCCUGCGGGAGAAGGUAGGCGGCACCGCGACGCCUCCCGCCCUGGAGGAUGCCGAGGUCUUGAGGGGCUCGACUCGCUGGGUGUCCAUGGAGACGCUCGGCGCCAUCAAGCGCGGGGACGAGAUCGAGCUGGCGGACAGCGACACGGUGAUGGGCGAGCGGGCGCUCCACAGGCUCCCCGACGGCCAGGUCAUCACCGCGUGCCCCGCCUCCAGCCUCGCCGCCAUCCAGGAGGUGCGCGGCGCGGGAGAUGGGGCCGACGCCCGCGUGCUCUCGCCGGUCGUCUACGACCCAGGAGGACGCCGCUGGUCGGAGUUCUCGGCGGCGGUUUCUCGCAUGCGGGUGGAGCCAAUGGACGACUUUCCGCUGGAGGGCGAGAGGUCGGCGCUGUGGCUCUUCCAGCAUGUACGGGGCCACGGCGGGACCUUCGAUGCGCGGCAGACGAAGUGGGCCAUGGAGCAGCGCAUCUCGCCUGACUCCACGGCUUUCCUGAUGCACGACCUGGUGGGGCUGGCGCUGGACUUGUCGGUGUGCUACGACCAGUGCGACGGCGGCAACCUCGCCAGCGCGGAGGCGCCGGCGCGGCCGUGCCAACUGGUGGAGGAGACCAGCGGGACACUGCAGCUGGAGGGGAUCGAGCACUACCUGGGCCGUGACAGGACAGGGGGACUGCGCCGCGGCGCGGCGCUCAACCCAUCGCUGGCACAGUACGCGACGGAGAAGAAGAGCAAGGAGACGGAGGUGAUGAAGCAGCGGAGGAAGGCUCGCGAGGAGGAGGAGGCCGCCAAGAAGAACAAGGGAGGCAAGUCAAGUGCUGGCAAGGAAGCCUUUGAUGAGCUUCUCGGGAGCACGCCCUCGACCUACACUGAUGGUGACGAGACUCCCCCCGUUCGGCCCUACUCGCGCGACUUGGUCAGCUGGCCGGCCAAAGGCAACGCGCCCGUGCCCCUGGCCACCAACGCGCCGCUGGACUUGCUCCAGUACUUGACAGAGGGCCAGCGUGACGUGAGGCUGCGGCAGCCGCGCGAGGUGCAGCAGGCGCGGCAGGGCGAGGGUCUGCCGACACUGUAUGGCGACACCAUUUUGAAGGAGGACCGCAGCGCCUACAUCGGCUUCAUCCAGGACGGCCUUGCCCGCGGGAUCUUCCGCCUGGCGCGUCGUCGGAAGGAGGCCAUCAAGAUAUUCUUCGUCAAGAAGAAGGACGGCAAGAUCCGCAUCGUGGUGGGCUGCCGUCGCAGCAACCAGCACUUCGUGGACGCGCCCAAGGUGCACCUCUUCCCCGGCAGCAGUUUCGCUGAGGUGGGGGUCCCAGAGGGUCGUCAACUUUUCUAUGUAGGGGGAGACGUUCAGAACGAGUUCUACCAGCACUGCAUGCCGGCCUGGCUGCCCUACUUCGGGAUGGACGCUGUGAAGGCGAGCGAGGUCGGCAUCGCACAGCUGGAUGGGCAGUACCUGGCCGGGGGCACCAUGCUCUAUCCUCUGAUGAAUGUGGUUCCUAUGGGCUGGAAGUGGGCACUGUACAUCGUUCAGCGCAUUCAUGAACACGUGCUCGAUGGAGUACCCGGGCUGGGGCCACGACGUCGGGCGAUUGACUUUCGACCACCGCCCCUACCAGGGGAGGGCGCGCUGCACGCGGUCUACGUGGACAACGUGCUGAUCGAGGGCCACGACAGGGACGAGGUGACGCGGCUGCGCCGAGUUGCGUGCGAGGCGCUGCAGGCGGCGGGCAACGCCACCCAUGACGAGUCGGACGCAGCCGAGAGCAUGGAGAUGCUGGGCGUCGCGCAGCAGGGGCAGCCUUGCCGCGUCGCCAUUGCGGCCAAGCGGUACUGGAGGCUCUGGAAGGCGCCCGAGUGGAUCCAUCGCCGGCGGCCGCCGAUGACCAGCCGCCAGCUCGAACGGCUGAUUGGCCACUUUACUUUCGUAGAUGUCCUGCCUUAUGAUGCAUGUGAGUCUGGGCGCGCUACAGUAAGGGGGGCCUGGACGGUGGGAGAUGCACAGUCUGUAGGUAGGUGGCAUGAGAGAUGGCGGUUCAAGAACGACGAGGACCCAGCAGGGUUCAAUCCGCGCGCCAACGCGUUGAAGGACGUCUCGGUGCUGGGGACUGGAGUCUGGGGAGAUAAGGAGGUCGAUUUCAGCAACGUCUACGUUAAUAGGGAGUUCCCCGAGGUGCCCGCGAACGUGGUAGAGUCUACGUCGUGGUCCGUCGAGCGGUUCCAACCCGUCUUCACGUAUGAGCCGAUACAUGUCACCGAGAUGCGAGGUUUUUUGGGAGCUAUUCGACAGGCCGUGCAGGAUCCAAAAGAUUGGGGUCGUUCGUGGUUGAUAUUGGGAGAUAAUAUUGGGCUCAUCUUGUCUCUCUCCAAGGGCAGGCCGAGCGAGACGCAGGAGGGCAAGCGGCAGAAGACCGGCCUGAACGUGUCGAGCUUGGUCGGGGCCAACCACCGAGCUCCGGGCGAGAAGGAGCUGAAGUUGCAGCAGAGGCGAGCCGCGAGGCGACUGGCCACCCACGGAGAGCUGCGGGACACGACAGAAGGCCCCGGUAUCACCGAGGAGGCCUCGCUGACGCUGAAGACCCGAGGUCAGUACAAGCGACUGCUCUCGGAUUUCCAGACGAAGCAGAAUGUCGUGGACCUCAGCCUGCACCCGGCGGAGGUGGACGCCCACGUGGUCUGCUACUUCGAUCGGCUUUUUCUCGAGGGCAAGGCGCCGUCGACAGGAGAGAAGCUCAUCGCAGCGAAACAGUAUGUUGUACUGGUGUACAAUGCCAAGGGUAUGAUGACCCUGCCCAGGGCGACGCGGUCGCUGCGGGGCUGGCGCCGCUUGGUGCCCAGGAGGACCCGCCGACCCCUGCCGUGGGAGGUGGUGGCCGCGAUCGCGGUGAACCUGCUGCGCAUGGAGGGACUGUGCAUGGCGCUGGCCUGGCUGCUGAUGGUGGACACCUACAUGCGGCCCGGAGAGUGCCUGGACCUCAAGACCUCGCAGGUGCUCAGGGCAACGUCGCAGCGGCACAUGGCGUUGGCGGCCAUCCUGCUGCACCCCGCCGAGCACGGCCAGUCUAGCAAGGUGGGGGCGGUGGACGAGAGCCUCAUCGUGAGUCGCCCCUGGCUGUCGGACAUACUGAUGAUGUACGUGGACGCCCGUCCCAGCGCGGGCCCCCUGUGGGACUUCAGCCUGAAGCAGAUGAAUGCGAGCUUCAUCGCCGUGUGCGGCGUGGUUGGCAUCAGCUACCUGAAGCCCGUCCUGUACAUGGGGAGCCACUCGGGUGCCAGUCUGGAUCGACUCCACAACCGCCUCGACCUCGCCGAAGUACAGCGUCUGGGAAGAUGGAGGAGCAUGGCGUCGGUCAGGAGGUACGAGAAGAGGGCCUUGGUGCAGGACGUCUACAACAAGCUAGACCAGCGCAGCCGUCUCAUGUGCACCAGGUGCGCGCUCGAGCUCGAGGCAACCAUGCUGAGAGCCGGCAAGCAGCUUCGCGCACACCGAGGCGUGCCGCCAGGAAAG
Prorocentrum cordatum is the source of this 4042-nucleotide messenger RNA. NCBI's taxonomy places the organism in Eukaryota, Dinophyceae, Prorocentrales, Prorocentraceae. The record is from the annotation of a GenBank genome assembly.